CGUCUGCUAAAUCAGAGUUGUUUGCGCUUGUGUAAUGUUCAAAGUCCUUAACACCGGUACACAGGAUCAGUUUAGAUUAAAUUGCACAUAAAAAUGUUGUCCAGAGGAAUAUUUCGACUCAUAAAUGAGACAAAUUGCACAAAACAAAUUCUUGCUUGUACAAGUAGAAGGUGCUAUUCCACCAGGCCUGAAAUCAGUCAAAGCUCAAACUUGAUGGACUUUGGUACCAGGAAGAUCUUCUCUGAGGAACAUGACAUAUUUCGCCAGUCGGUCAGACGAUUUUUCAGAGAGGAGGUGGCGCCCCACAGUGAACAAUGGGAGAAAGAUGGUCAAGUCAGUAGAGAAGUAUGGUUGAAAGCCGGCGAGCAGGGUUUAUUGGGGGUGAACACAAAGGCAGAACAUGGUGGCAUCGGGGGUGAUGUCCUGUCCACAGCAAUCACCUGGGAGGAACAGGCGUAUGUGAACAGCUCUGGGCCUGGGUUUGCCCUUCACUCUGACAUCAUCAUGCCGUACAUUUGCCACUACGGCACACAGGACCAGAUUAAGAAGUAUAUACCGGACAUGACAGCAGGGAAACGUAUCGGAGCAAUUGCCAUGACAGAGCCCAGUGCUGGCAGUGAUCUGCAGGGUAUCCGUACUUACGCCAAGCAGGAUGGGGAGGACUGGAUCCUGAACGGCAGCAAAGUGUUCAUCACCAACGGCAUCAUGUGUGACCUCGUGAUUGUGGUGGCCAUCACCAACCCCCAGGCCAAGUCCAACGCCCACGGUAUCAGCCUGUUCCUUGUGGAGGCAGGAAUGAAGGGAUUCAACAAGGGCAGGAAACUGGACAAGAUUGGCUUCAAGGCACAGGACACGGCAGAGCUGUUCUUUGAGGAUGUCCGCCUCCCUGGGUCCGCCAUGCUUGGUGAGGCCAACAAGGGGUUCUACUACCUGAUGCAGGAGCUGCCCCAGGAGCGGCUCAUCAUUGCCGACGUGGCCCAGGCAGCAGCGGAGUGGAUGUUUGAGGAAACACGAGACUAUGUGAGGCAGAGAAAGGCUUUUGGAAAGACCCUGUCUCAUUUACAGACGAUACAACACAAGCUUGCUGAGCUGAAGACAGAGAUCUGUGUGACCCGAGCCUUCGUGGACAGAUGUCUGGAGUCUCACAACAUGGGGCAGCUGGAUACUGAGACUGCAUCCAUGGCCAAAUACUGGUGCUCUGAGCUCCAGAAUAAAGUUGCCUACAACUGCCUGCAGAUGUUUGGAGGGUGGGGAUACAUGCGUGAGUACCCGAUCGCCCGGGCGUACUGCGAUGCCCGCCUUCAGCCCAUCUACGGAGGGGCCAAUGAGAUCAUGAAGGAGCUCAUUGCCAGGAGCAUUGUCAAGAAGUAGCGGGGCUUGUGAUUGAUGGGCUGUCACAUGGAGAGUGACAUGGGACAUGACAUACUAAGUGACAGGGCGAGUGCCAUCGGACAUGACAUGAGCUGUGACUUAGGACAUAACAUGGGCAUUGCAGACAAACCUGUGAAAAAAUAUUACUAGUGUUUGUAUUCUGCAAAUUUUUAAAGGUGCAAGACUGAGCAGUUAUGUGCAUUAUUAUCCCCCAGUAGUUUUUGUAUGAUGAACAUUUUCAGGGCUAUAUCUAAGAUACAAUGCACGAUUUCAAUAUGAAACUUUAUGGGUGUAUUGAUUUAAAUGAGAAGAAGUACCACACAUAAGAACCAUAACCCUUCCCUUUCUUUAAUAAGAUGAAUUGCCCUUUGUUGUUUGUGUUUGAUUGAAACAUUUUCAGGGCUAUGUCUCAGAUAUGAUACAACAUAUCAACAUGUCACUUCAUGGGUGAGUAGAAAUCAAUGUUAAGAAAUGCCAUGCACAAAAACCAUAACCCUGCACUUUCUUAUCUUAGAGUUAUUUUCCUUUGUUGUUUUUGUAUGAUUUAACUUUUCAAACCAUAUCUCAGAUAUGAUACAACAAAUCAACAUAAAAUUUCAUGGGUGAGUAGAAAAUAAUGGGGAAAAGUGCCAUGCACAAGAACCAUACCAUUGCACUUUCAUCACCCAGAGUUAUUGCCGUUUGUUGUUUUUGCCUUUUUACUAAAUUAUUACCUAUGAAUUAUUCCCCUUAACUUUAUGAUAAUACAGUAUAACAAGGGAUUUGCACCAUUCCAUAAACAAAGUUUAUUUGGCGGGGGAUAUCAAUUCAAAAAAUUAGUUUGUUACAUAUCAUAUUAUCGGUUUCUGUAUCUGUGGUUUAAGGACAUAAUGCUCAUUUAUCUUUUUUGAAAAGGUUUUUGGCUAAUUAAUGAAUGUUAUUACAUUUUAAUCAGUUUUGUUGCAUUCAAGUGAUAUAUUAACAAGACAAAACCAGGAAAAUAUCUACAUUUUUAUGCCCCCCUUCAAAGAAGAGGGGGUAUAUUGCUUUGCUCAUGUCGGUCGGUCGGUCUGUCGGUCCGUCCACCAGGUGGUUGUCAGACGAUAACUCAAGAACGCUUGGGCCUAGGAUCAUGAAACUUCAUAGGUACAUUGAUCAUGACUCGCAGAUGACCCCUAUUGAUUUGAGGUCACUAGGUCAAAGGUCAAGGUCACGGUGACCAGAAAUAGUAAAAUGGGUUUUGAAUGAUAACUCAAGAACGCAUACGCCUAGGAUCAUGAAACUUCAUGGGUAGAUUGAUCAUGACUUGCAGAUGACCCCUAUUGAUUUUGAGGUCUCUAGGUCAAAGGUCACGGUGACCCGAAAUAGUAAAAUGGUUUCCGGAUGAUAACUCAAGAACGCAUACGUCUAGGAUCAUGAAACUUCAUGGGUAGAUUGAUCAUGACUGGCAGAUGACCCAUAGUUGAUUUGGAGGUCACUAGGUCAAAGGUCAAGGUCACGGUGACCCAAAAUAGUAAAAUGAUUUUCGGAUGAUAACUCAAGAACGCAUACGCCUAGGAUCAUGAAACUCCAUAGGUAGAUUGAUCAUGACUUGCAGAUGACCCCUAUUGAUUUUGAGGUCACAAGGUCAAGGUCACGGUGAUCCGAAAUAGUAAAAUGAUUUUCGGAUGAUAACUCAAGAACGCUUUUGCCUAGGAUCAUGACACUUCAUAGGUACAUUGAUCAUGACCCGCAGAUGACCCCUAUUGAUUUUCAGGUCACUAGAUCAAAGGUCAAGGUCACAGUGACAAAAAUCGUAUUCACACAAUGCCUGCCACUACAACGGACAGCCCAUAUGGGGGGCAUGCAUGUUUUACAAACAGCCCUUGUUAUAAUUAUUGGUAAAAGAAAGUGUUCAUUGCUUUCUGUCUGGAUGGUAAUCAACUGUGAUACUGAUAUAGCAGUAUUAAAGAAAGAAUGAAAUGAAUCUUCCAACUGUCUUUAUGUGAUAUAUGUUUAAUAUAUUAUUAAUAAACAGAAAAUGUAUACAUUUUUAA
Messenger RNA from Dreissena polymorpha, 3386 nucleotides. RefSeq names its product long-chain specific acyl-CoA dehydrogenase, mitochondrial-like. Gene Ontology annotation, biological process: carnitine metabolic process, CoA-linked; long-chain fatty acid catabolic process; fatty acid beta-oxidation using acyl-CoA dehydrogenase. Bases 94 to 1371 code for a protein of 425 amino acids. Gene Ontology annotation, cellular component: mitochondrion. The record is from RefSeq and is a predicted model, not a curated record. Gene Ontology annotation, molecular function: flavin adenine dinucleotide binding; long-chain fatty acyl-CoA dehydrogenase activity. Lineage: Eukaryota; Metazoa; Mollusca; Bivalvia; Myida; Dreissenidae. The transcript is spliced from 9 exons.